This is a messenger RNA of Candoia aspera, 4835 nucleotides long. RefSeq names its product HMG-box containing 4 (gene HMGXB4). The record is from RefSeq and is a predicted model, not a curated record. NCBI's taxonomy places the organism in Eukaryota, Metazoa, Chordata, Lepidosauria, Squamata, Candoiidae. The coding region runs from base 193 to 1683 and encodes 496 amino acids. The transcript has 8 exons.
CUUUGCAGGAGAGCAAAGAAUUAUUUCUCAUGAUUCUUCUUGCUGGGGACAGAGUCAGAUAAGAAGAGGAAACAUUCCUCUAAUAAACAUUGUUACAGAGACUUUUGUCCUUUUGAGCUUUCCCUGCCUUUGGAAUCAUCAUCAAAGAAUAGGAAAAAAAUAAUUUUGAGUCCACUGUCUGCUGACACUGCCAUGGAUUUGCUUAAAGCCAUCAGCACACCUUUAGCCCCAGGCUCUAAAUCAGCUAAAAGGACAUUGGAAAAAUCAUCUCAUUCUUCAUUCAGUGCUCCUGGUUAUUCAGAGGGUAAGAAGGAACAUCACAAGAAGAAGCUGAGUGGAAGCAGUGAUCCACCCUUGGAUGAUGGUACUUUCCACAAACCCAAAAAAAUAAAAACCCCAUAUGUAAACACUGAAAUGCUGACCUUACGUGAGCCUGACGGCUUAAAAAUGAAGCUAAUCCUCUCACCAAAAGAGAAGGGGGGAAGCAUAACAGAAGAUCCCUUUCCACAUUCUGGAGCUACAAAAAAGGGCUCUAAGAAGUCUAUUCGGGAUGAACAAAGCUCGUUGCUCCCAAGCCAUGAUACACACAGCUUCUUGAAAUCAUCCCAUAAGAAGCACAAGCCACCUCCAGACCCUCACCCCAUUCCUACUGCUGAGGGCUUUAGCCCAGACACAUCCCUCUUCCCGGAAGGCCAAAGCAGUGACUUUGAGCUUUCAAGCCUGGAACCACAAAUGGAGUCUGGAUCUUCAUCCGGAGGUGAGUUGGAAGCUGGAGAACUAGUAAUUGAUGAUUCAUAUCGGGAGAUAAAAAAGAAAAAGAAAUCAAAGAAGAGUAAAAAGAAGAAGGACAAAGAGAAACACAAGGAGAAAAAACAUUCUAAAAUGAAGAAGAGUGCUGGACUCUCUUUAUCACCAGCAGCAGCAGAAAUAACACAACUGCCUGUUUCUCCAACCAGCAUCCAGUUUGCUAUACCUGCCCCUCCUCCUCCUCCCCCACUGCCGCCACCACCUGUUUUCUAUGCAGAUGGCCAGAAUGAGAAAAAGAAGAAGAAAGAAGAAAAAGAGAAGAUUGAGAAAAUAGAAAAAGAAAAGCCAAAGAAGAAAAAUAUGUCUGCCUACCAAGUAUUCUGUAAGGAGUAUCGUGUGAACAUUGUGGCUGAGCAUCCAGGAAUAGAUUUUGGUGAGCUGAGCAAAAAGCUAGCAGAGGUUUGGAAACAGCUUCCAGAGAAAGAUAAGCUGGUUUGGAAGCAGAAGGCUCAGUAUUUGCAACAUAAGCAGAAUAAAGCAGAGGCUACGACAGUGAAGAGAAAAGCAACUUCAUCAGAGGGUGCCCCAAAAUUUAAAGCUUCUCUAACAAGUGUGCCUUCACCCCAUAAAAAGUCGCCAACUAGCCCUGUGGUAUUACCCUCUUCACCGGUGAAGGUUCCUGAGACAGAUCCCAUAGAUGUAGCUGCACAUCUGCAAUUACUGGGAGAAUCUCUGAGUCUUAUUGGCCACAGGCUGCAGGAGACUGAAGGAAUGGUAGCUGUAUCAGGAAGUUUAUCAGUACUCCUGGAUUCAAUUAUCUGUGCCCUAGGCCCUUUGACGUGCCUGACAUCCCAGUUACCUGAGCUAAAUGGCUGCCCCAAGCAUGUUUUGUCAAACACAUUAGAUAAUAUUGCCUACAUAAUGCCUGGACUCUGACAGAAAAGGGAGCAUGGAAAGUAAUCUACCGUGCAACUGGUGUGUGUACAUAUAUAUUGCAUUCUUCAAGUCUCAACCUACAGAAUUUUAAAGUUUUUUGUCAAUAACUGUUUAACUUGAUUUUAUGAAAAGUCCUGAACUUAAUUUGCAAGAAUUGGAGGAUGUUUUCUUAAGUCUGUGUGUUUCUAUAUAACUAGAAUUUAUUAAUCUUUUGAUAUAUCAGCCUUAAUAGGAAAGAAAAAAAGUUGAAUUAUUUUAAUUAGAAAGCAAGUUUGGUGCAAACAAGUGCCAUGGACCCAGUACCACUAAUAUUUUAGAUAUAAAAUAAUACUUCUCUAAGUGGAGACAGUUGAAUGGAGGAGAAAUUAUUUGCAUGUUGUUAAAAGUAAUCUGGGAAAAUGUUUUUUGUCUUAUCCCUAAAGAACUGUUAUGACAUUAGGACUUAUUAAAUGUUCCAUUCGUUGGUUGGCAGGACUACAUACAAAUUUGGGAGUGAAUGAAUCAACUCAUUAAAAUGGCUACUUCUUUGAUGUGACUGCUUAAAGCAGCUGUAUUUUUCCCAAGACACAGUUGCUUUAAUAAGUAGCAGAGAAGUGCUAAUUCAUGUUCAUUCAGGUUCUGAAGCAAUUCUUCCAAAAUUUUCAGAACAUGUACAGCACUAAUAAUUACUGUAUAGAAAUGCAGUAUUUCACACAAUGCCCAAAUUAUGAGAGAAAAGGAAGAAGAUCCCUAGUCCACAAUUCCCAGCUCCAGGUUCUUCACAUUUACAAAACAGUGGCUAAAAAUACUGUCAUAGAAGGCAAGAGGGUCCCCCCAAUAAUUCAAAUUAGUUUAGCAUUCUUACUACCAGCAGUAAACUGACUUCUUUCUCUUGUGGUGCUAAUAUUCAUGUAGAGGCAGUUAGAACAGUGAUAUUUAAGGACUUACUAAUAAGAGGGAGAGAAAUCCAAUAUCCCAGCACAGGCUUUAGUGCUCUGAAUCUUUUCUUCUCUACGAAAGCACUUUGUACUCCAUAGGAUUAAAUAUGGCAUUCUUAACAUGGGUAUUUACAUUUUCCUGUACAGAAUGUAUUUUUGUAUAUAGCUGUAAUUAAAACACAAAAAAUUCUUUGCAUUAAUAUUGUUCAGAAAACAUGUAUUGAUUUUAUCAUAUGUACACCCUUGUCAGAAUUGAACAUCAUGUUUUAACAGGUAUUGAUUCAAAAGAUUUUGAAUUUUUUUAAAGAAGUAUUCAAAUGGAAAUAGCAAUAGUGGGAUUGAGGAAAUGGAUGAAACAAAUCUUAAAAUGCAUAUUGUAUGCCAUGUACCCUUAUCAUAUAGGAUUUAAAAAUCUUAAAACAAUAGAAAGCAGGAUAAUUUUGAGUCCAAGACUAAAUAUAUUGUUUUCCUAGGCUCUUAGAGUGGAUAUUUUUUCAUAUUGGUAGGGUAUUAAAUUGACUGGUUUUCCAUAAUUUCCCUUUAUACUUCCUCUAAAUAAUGAAGCAUCCCCUCCCCCAUUCCUAUCCCCUAGUUAAACCUGAAGGCUAAAGUACUAUAUUGUAACUAAAUUCAUGUGCUGGGGCUAAUGACUUGGGUUUUUCAAAACUUACUCAGAUCUGACAUUAUUUGAACAGUGCUACAAGCAGUAUAAGAGCCAGUUUGGUGUAGUGGUUAAGGCAUCAGGCUAGAAACUGGGAGUCUGAGUUCUAGUCUCGCCUUAGGCAUGAAGCUGGCUGGGUGACCUUGGGCCAGUCACUCUCUCAGCCCAAGGAAGCAAGCACUAGCAAACUACUUCUAAAAAUCUUGCCAGGAAAACUGCAGGGACUAGUACAGGCAGUCGCCAAGAGUAACUGACUUGAAGGUGCAUGCACACACGCAUAAGCAGUAUAUGAGCAAUGAAGAAGAUCCAUCUUUGGAUCUGGGCAUUUAGCAGAAUCACUUAGUUGCAUUUAAUGCUGUGUCCCUGCUUUUGGCAAACUCUUUUAAGGUUUCAGUCAUUGAGCGGAGAAAUAAAUUAGGAGCCUGGUAGCACCUUUUCCAACUAAAAAAAAAAUUAACAGGCAUAAUCAGAUACUUCACAUCUGAUUAAAUGAGCUACAGCUCACAAAAGCUUAUGUUUUCAAUAACAUUUAUUAGUGGUACUACCAGACACCUGACUUUUUGCCACUAUAGACUAACACAGCUGCCCUCCUAUGAGUGGAGAGAGGCAAUUUUUGCUGAUGUCUUCCUGUCCUGUGCUAGCCCACCAACAGAUAUAUCCAAAUCUGCUACAAAAGCUUGAUAAAAUCAUUCAGAACAACACAGGUGAGCACUGGAUCAAAUAAUCUUCUGUCAGUUAAAGGCUUUAAUUCAUAAGGAGACAUAAUAUUUGGCUAAAUUUUCAACAUCUUGGAUUAAACGCAAGAUCUGCUUCACAUUUGUCAUUUGCAUUAUGGUAGACGAUGUUUUUAAACACACAAAUGUACUUGAUGUACUUUUAUUUAAAAUUUGUACACAUUUGUAUAAUAUAUAUCUUGUCAUGUUUGAUAUUGGAGGGCUUUGAAUCUAAAUUCUUUUGUUUUUUUAUAAGUUUGUUCCUGCAUUUAGCUUUCUUGCUGUUGUACAUAAACUUUUUUAUACCUGGAAAUUUCAUUUUGAUUCAUUUCGUAUUUCUAUUUCUUCCCAGUAUUUCAUGUACAGGUUUUUCAGUAUCAGAAAAUUAUGUAUGCCAUCAGUCUGAUAUCCUUGUAUGAUGAUCGUAUCAUACAAACCAUAUCCUUAUACGAUGACCACCUAUGUGUGUGCCUCUAUAGGAUUCUGUACUCUAUGCCAUCUUUUUAAUUUUCUCAUUCUGCCUCAAGUUUAUUGUAGUUUGAAUUCAUUCAGUGUGGUCUUCCAGGAACAAUGGUUAUAAACUCUUCAGCUGUAAAUAAGUUAGUAGUUUUAAUGUGAGAUUUGUGGGUCAGUCUGUAGGCAUUCGUAACAAUCUAGGUCCUGAAGUGGCCCACACCAAGUUUUGAAAAGCAUAGUAUUUACUUAAAGUUUGGUAACUUGAUCUGUAACAGAUCAACAUGUAGAUACAUUCUAACAUUGCUUUUUACACAAACUUGAAGAUUGUUUUAAAAUGGAAAACUUUGUCCCCAUAUGCUUCAGCAUAUUGAGCAAAUCGUUGCUAUUAAAGUUCUUGGCAAGAAA